AAAUGGAAUUUUAAAUAAACACAUGUAUUCCUUGAAAAGUGCUGUUAUAAAUAAUAAUAUCAUCUGCUACUAAAAAUAAAUAUGAAAUAAGUAAAUAAGUGCAAGUACCUAUCUAUUUCAAAAUAUUAUUACUUAAAAUGGGUUUACAAAGAUUAGGAGAUAUUGUAAGCUUAAAUUGUUUUAUGUUAAUAAUAGUAAUAGCUGUGAUAACCGUAAACAUAAUUGUGAUACAUUACGUUGAUUUACAUAAUCCAGAUUAUGAAUUUCUUGUUUGGGGAUAUCAAUGCAAAGAAAAUAAAUGUGUUAAAAUUGAAUUGGAUGAAAGUAAUUAUGAUAAAGCUAUAAGUAAUUCAGUUUGUAAAUUAUUUUGUGGAGAAGAUAUUGGUACAUUAUGGCCAAAACCUUCAGGUCCAAUAAAACUUGGUACAUACAUGGCCCAUAUAAAUAUAAAAAAAGUAAUUUUCGAUUAUCCAAGAAUUGCAGAACAUUUAGAAAUGUGGUAUGAAAGUAAGAAUCGUCUAAUGGAGCAAAUAUAUGCUCAGAUACCUGAUAUGGAAUUUUUAAAAGAUGAAGGAAGAUUAUUAAAUAUAAAAUUAUGUGUUCAAAAUAAUUCAAUUCAAUUGACAUGGAAUACUGAUGAAAGUUAUUCUUUAAAUAUAACAAUUGGAAAUAACGAAGUUUUUGCAGAAAUAAAUGCUAAAACAUAUUUUGGUGCUAGACAUGGAUUAGAAACUUUAUCUCAAUUAAUUGUUUAUGAUAAUAUUCGUAAUGAAAUUCAAAUUGUUGCAGAAGCUGAAAUUAACGAUAAACCAGCAUAUCAACACAGAGGUUUGAUGUUAGAUACUUCCAGAAAUUAUUUUUCAAUUGAUUCUAUAAAAAAAACCAUUGAUGGUAUGGCUAUGACAAAAUUAAAUACAUUUCACUGGCAUAUAAUUGAUUCACAAAGUUUUCCACUUGUAAUAAAAUCAAGACCAGAUUUUUAUAGAUAUGGUGCAUAUUCUUCACAUCAAAUAUAUACUCCAGAGAAUAUAAAAGAUAUUAUAGAAUUUGCACGAAUCCGUGGAAUUCGAGUCAUUCCAGAAUUUGAUGCUCCUGCUCAUGUUGGAGAAGGAUGGCAAAAGACAAAUAUGACCGUAUGUUUUGGAAUUCAACCAUGGGACAAAUAUUGUGUGGAGCCACCAUGCGGGCAAUUGAACCCGACCGUCGACAAACUUUAUGAUGUUCUUCAAGACAUUUAUCAUGAAAUGCUAUAUUUGUUUGAAAAUCCUGAUGUAUUCCAUAUGGGGGGAGAUGAGGUAUCAAAUGCUUGUUGGAAUUCAAGCGAACAAAUUCAACUUUGGAUGCAACAACGUCACUGGGAAUUAAAUAAUGAAGGUUUUCUUAAAUUAUGGGCAUAUUUUCAAAAUAAUGCUUUGGAACGUUUAGAUAAAGUAUCUAAUAAUAAAUUACCAAUCAUUGUAUGGACAAGUGGUUUAACUGAAAAGGAAAAUGUUGAAAAGUAUUUAGAUAAGACUAGAUAUAUAAUACAAGCGUGGACUUCUGGAAAUGAUUCAAGAGUUAAAAAUCUCUUGCAACUUGGAUACAGAUUGAUUUUAAGUAAUUAUGACGCCUUAUACUUUGAUUGCGGUGGUGCUGCUUGGGUAAAUGACGGAAACAAUUGGUGUUCACCAUAUAUUGGUUGGCAAAAAGUUUACGAGAAUCGUCCUAAAAAAAUAGCUGGAGAAUAUUUAAAUCAAAUCUUGGGUUGUGAAGCUACAGUUUGGUCAGAGCAAGUUGAUGAUACAACAAUCGAUGCAAGAUUUUGGCCAAGGGCUAGUGCUCUUGCUGAACGUUUAUGGAGUGAUCCAGACGAAAGUUGGAAAAAAGCUGAAUCACGUUUUUUAUUAAAUAGGAAACGUUUAGUUGAAAACGGAAUAAAAGCGGAGACGGUUCAACCAGAAUGGUGCUUACUAAAUGAAGACGAAUGUCCAAUUAUGAAAAACUAAAUAAAAAAUGUUUUAUAUGUUGGAAAACAAAUUUAAAGUUAGACAAA
Messenger RNA from Condylostylus longicornis, 2032 nucleotides. Its product is annotated as chitooligosaccharidolytic beta-N-acetylglucosaminidase-like. The coding region runs from base 138 to 1985 and encodes 615 amino acids. The transcript is spliced from 3 exons. The record is from RefSeq and is a predicted model, not a curated record. Gene Ontology annotation, cellular component: membrane. Gene Ontology annotation, biological process: glycosaminoglycan metabolic process; ganglioside catabolic process; carbohydrate metabolic process. NCBI's taxonomy places the organism in Eukaryota, Metazoa, Arthropoda, Insecta, Diptera, Dolichopodidae. Gene Ontology annotation, molecular function: beta-N-acetylhexosaminidase activity.